GUUUUCACCCAAAUUCUAACAUUCUCCUAGUCGUGUGAUGCCUUAAUGGUACCAUUCUUUUUUUCGGGUUUUCUUUUACUUCAGCAGACGUCUUUUGCAAACUGCCAUAGUCACCUAGGUAUAGGGAAAUCCCCCCCUACCCGUACUGCCGUGGUCAGCUGCACUGGAGGCACAUGUAACUUUUUGCAUAUUCUUCACCUUUCACCGUGUUUCCCGGGAAGGCCCAAUCAACCCAAGUCAAGAAAAGCCACCUGCUUAAUGCACUCCGGGGUCUGGCGAACGAGCUCAUUGGACACUUCUCACUGCAAAGAGUGGUCGUCACAAGGCUCGACACCUCACACGCAUUUGGUGCAGGGGCAGUGUGAUCGCCCGCUAGCCGUUUCCAAGCCCUGGGUUCAUAUCCAAGGUCCCAGGUUCUGAGGAGAGUCACACAACCACAGCGUCCUGGCCCUUGCGGUAUUCAUCACUGGCGAGAUAUUCGACUCCUCACCACAAUGGCGCCAAUUGAUAU
Molecule: messenger RNA, 511 nt
Organism: Diaporthe batatas
Lineage: Eukaryota; Fungi; Ascomycota; Sordariomycetes; Diaporthales; Diaporthaceae
Exons: 2
Coding region: 46-420 (124 amino acids)
Source: RefSeq, a predicted model, not a curated record